Messenger RNA from Parastagonospora nodorum SN15, 1843 nucleotides. RefSeq lists its product as hypothetical. Gene Ontology annotation, molecular function: transmembrane transporter activity. The record is from RefSeq and is a predicted model, not a curated record. The transcript has 3 exons. Gene Ontology annotation, biological process: transmembrane transport. Bases 59 to 1843 code for a protein of 594 amino acids. NCBI's taxonomy places the organism in Eukaryota, Fungi, Ascomycota, Dothideomycetes, Pleosporales, Phaeosphaeriaceae.
CCCCUGCCGAGCUUGCCUUUGACGGCCACACCUCGGGUUUGCAUCCCCUCAUCACACCAUGGCGUCAACUGCGUUCGACGACGCCGUCAGGCCUUCUAAUGAUGUCUCGCGGCAGUAUGAUGUCGAGAAGAGCAUCAACCCACACUCCCAAGGUGUUGAGACAUCCAGCGAUGGCGGUCUCAAGGCGGACGACGACUCGGAGAAGUUCCAGAACGGUGUACAGCGCGUGAGAGCAAUUACAGAGAUUUGGACCAAGCAGACACUCAUUGCCAUGUUCAUUUUCAUUUUUCUCAUCGAAUUCGUCGCCUACCUGCAGAACGCCAUUGAUGCAUCACUCAACCCUUGGAUCACUUCAGCAUUCAGCCGACACGGUCUUCUCAAUGUUGCUAGUGUUAUGUCUAGCGCGCUCGGAGGCUGCAUUCCUCUUGCCGUAUCCAAGUUCAUCGAUGUCUUCGGCCGUGUCGAGGGUUUCUUCGUUAUGCUGCUCAUCAUUCUCGUCGGCAUGGCUCUCAAAGCCGCAUGCAACAACGUUCAGACAUACAUUGCCGGGCACGUAUUGUACUGGGCCGGGCACGUCGGUAUCCUCUAUGUCAACUCCAUCAUGGUGGCCGAUAUGACCACUCUCAAGAACCGCAUGGUUAUCUUCUCCCUCAACGAGACCCCUCGCAUCGCAAGCACAUUCGCCGGUCCCGCAAUUGCUGAUCUGUUCAUUAAACACAACAACUGGCGUUGGGCUUUUGGUGCCUUCAUCUUCCUCUUGAUUGCCUGCAGUCUGCCAGCCACUGGUAUCAUGAUGUACAUGUACCGGAAGGCAAAGGCAGCUGGUGUGAUUCACAAGACAAAGUCGAAUCGCACCGUUGUGCAGUCCAUCUCUCACCACUUCAUCCAGUUCGACAUCAUUGGCAUCAUCCUCAUCAUGGCGGCAUUUUGUCUCUUCUUGCUCCCAUUCACUCUCGUCUCCUACGCUCCUCAGGGCUGGAAAACGCCAUACAUCCUCGCCAUGAUAGUCCUCGGCCUCCUGCUGUUCCCUGUCUUCAUCUUCUGGGAAGCCAAGUUCACCCCUGUACCUUUCCUGCAGUGGAAGUACCUGAAGGAGCCAACAAUUAUCGGGUCAUGCGCUCUUUACGGCAUCAUGUUCAUCUCCAUCUUCAUCUGGAACGCCUACUUCCAAUCGUACCUGCUCGUCGUCCACAGGCAGAGCAUCACACACGCCGGAUACAUCCUCAACUCUUUCUCCCUCGCGUCGUCUACCUUUAGCCCGAUCGUCGCCUUCAUCAUCAGCUAUACCGGAAACUUCAAGUUGACUGCCUAUGCCGGUGUGCCCAUUGUUAUUCUCGGCACCGCGCUGCUCCUCCCCUUCCGCACACCCGACGCCAACCCCGGUGUCAUUGCCCUCACACAGGUCAUUGUCGGUAUCGGUACAGGUAUCUUCUCCAUCUGCGCUCAGCUCGCCGUCAUGGUCCCAGUCACGCACCAGGAAAUCGCCGCCGUUGUCGCGCUCUGGGGUCUUUUCGGCAGCUUCGGUUCAUCGAUUGGCUUCGCCAUUGCUGGCGCCAUGUGGAACAACAUCCUGCCUGCGCAGCUUUACGAGCGCCUACCGGAGGCUAGCAAGAUGAACGCAACUAUUAUCUUCGGAGACAUCGAGACGCAAAUCUCGUUCUUGGAUGGCACGCCUGAGCGCGAUGCAGUUGUCGGCGCUUACCAGCAUGUCAUGCGCUUGAUGUUAAUCACCGGUGUUUGCUUAGUACCGUGCUGCUUGGGUUCUAUCUAUCUGUGGAAGAACGUCAAUGUCAGGAAGUUGGAGGAGGAGAAGGGCAAGCAGACCAAGGGCACGGUCUGGUAA